Molecule: messenger RNA, 1928 nt
Organism: Stegastes partitus (bicolor damselfish)
Lineage: Eukaryota; Metazoa; Chordata; Actinopteri; Pomacentridae
Exons: 3
Coding region: 294-971 (225 amino acids)
Source: RefSeq, a predicted model, not a curated record
GACUUACUCCAGAGUUUACAGACUGACUAAGCUCUGUUCUAAUGACAUCCGUGAUGAUUUCAGCAGCGCGCCCUCAGACCUGGAGCGAAAAAUUUGGAGGAAAACUGGCCUUCAGAGCUGAUAUUUAGCCAAAGAGCUGUCUUCCAAUCGUAAACCUAAUUGAAAACUGACCUUAAGCACUGCCAAGGAUCAAGCCUUUGUUGGUUAAUAUUCAACUCUGGAAGCUGUUGCUGUGCCUGAGGGGGAAUUUGGAAAUGGGACUGUAGAUUUUCAGAGCAGCCAGACGCACGAACAUGGGCACCGGUACAAGUCGAGGGAAGAGAGUCGCACCUGCGUGUGUAAGCGAGGUGAACGUGACCAAAACGGGCUCCGGUGUCACUUCACCCAAAGAGGACAGCCGUCCAUUCAAGCCGCUCAAAAUCCAUACAAUUUUACGCAACGCGCGUAACCGUGCGCAACCGGACUGCCACAGCGAGGGACACGACUCGAACUUUUCUGGAGAGGAGGACGAUGUUGAUAGAGAACUGGACACGGUUCUGGCAGAUUAUGACGAGCGAGAGAGGGACUCUGUGAAGAGAACUCCCGCGAAGAAGACUUUCAUCCGAUCCAAAACAUACGGACUGUGCCAUUUUAGCCAGGAGGACGCAGAGGACGACUUCAGCUCUGCUCCACGACUCCGAGUGUCGGGAAGAGCCGAAGUGCCACGUGUCUCUCCCGGUGUGACAAGAGAUGUAAACAAGAGAAGCAAAUCUGCCUUCACACACCCUAAAAAACACACACCUGCGUGCCCCUCCCAGCACAAUUCCUCACAGGGCUUUUUGACAGGAGGGCCUUUGUUGGAAGCUGGUCCCACAUCAGAGCAACAAUUAACCUUUGGCAGCUGCCAUAGCUCCUCUCUCACCAUGCCAGUCAUCCCGUACGAUGGAUCAGAAGAGGAGCUGAUGGACACCAUUGAGAGAGAGUUCAGCUGACCCCCAGCUGAGGAUAAUGCAGCAAAGCUUCUGUCUUCUUCAUAGGCUAAAGUUAGUAGAGGACAUUUUUUAAAAAAAAGAGAGAACCAGGGUUUCUUUUGACAAAUUUCCUGCUACCAGGGAAGGAUACGUGAUCUGUAUUUAUGCAGGUUUGCCCGGAUAAAUUCAACCCUGUUAGUCUGAACAGCUUCACUCCUGGCCCUUUGCGUUUACCCAAGUUUUAUUUACCAACAUGAAGCAGUGUAAUUGCAGAGUUAUAGCACCGACUUGAACGGCUGCCAGGAGGUUCUGCUCACACUGACCAGGGCCUGUUAACUGAAAGAGGCCUUCUUGGUGUGUUAUCUGCAGCAGCAGGGUGUCACUGUCAUCCCAUCAGUCCGGCUGGGCCCCCCGCUGAGCCUGCACUGUUACCUAUUACUUACACUGCUCUAACUUGUCUGUUAAUAGGUAAAUGAGCAGCAUUUUCAGGCUGAUUAAGCUCAAUAGUUUUGCAAAUUUCAGCAGCAGAGGUAUUCUUGGGGCCUUUUGGGCAAAGCUAUAUGUAAGAUAAACACUUGUCCAUCAGAAGUUUUGUGCGUGCAGUACAGAGGGCUGUAGUUUUUCAUAUAUAGUAACCCUGCAAAGGUAUGAGCAGGGAGUGUUUAUUUAAGGUUUCCUUCCUGACCACAGUUCCUGUGCUUUUCCACCCUUUUGAGAGAGGAAUGUGGCACCACAGAGACUUUCAGUUGGACCCAGCUGUAUUUCUGCUGACACAAUUCAGUUCCAUUUAAACAUAAAAGCCUGCUGCCACUUAGUGGUGGAACACAGUAGAACACAAACGUGAAUGUUUAAGUGAAGACUGUACAUGUCUACAAACUGUUUUUCAUCAGUUUGACAAAAGACGUUUUUCAAUCAGAAAUGUAGGAGAGUUUCAAAAAAAUGUUUUGUAUUGCAAAUAAAAAUUAUUCUAAGAGAAAA